AUGGCUACUGAAGAGGAUAUCACUAUUUCUCUUGAUAACUUUAUCAAAGCGUUUGCAAGGGAUACCUACAAAAUAGCGGAAGAACUUCAUAAAAACCCAGAAGUUGCGUUUGAAGAACACUACGCACAUGAUUAUAUAUCAAACUAUUUCGAGUCGCUAGGAGAGUUCAAAGUCACGAAACAUGCGUAUGGAGUUGAUACUGCCUUUGAAGUACUUUAUGAAAAUGGAGGUAGGUUGGUGAAUUUUAAUGCCGAGUUGGAUGCUUUACCUGACAUUGGACACGGUUGUGGGCAUAAUUUAAUUGCAGCAUGUUCAUGUGCAGCCUUUCUAGGUUUGGUCGAGACUUUAAAGAAAUACAAUUUGCCCGGAUCAGUUCAACUUUUAGGAACACCCGCUGAAGAAAGCUUAGGAGGAAAAUGCUUCUUGGUUAAUGCUGGAGCAUAUAACAAUGUCGCUGCAUCACUCAUGGCACAUCCAUUAGUACGCGAAAAUAAUAAAAAAGUGAUUCAAGUAGCUACUGAUUUCCUAGCCUGUUCUUUAUUCGAAACUGAAUUCACGGGAGCUGCAGCACAUGCUUCGGCCUUUCCAUGGAAUGGAGUUAAUGCAUUGGAUGCAUGCGUAGGAUCCUGGGUCAAUGUAUCAAUGCUCAGACAGCAAAUAAAACCAUAUGAAAGAAUUCAUGGCUAUUUCAAAGAUGGACCCAAAGUUGCAAACGUGAUUCCACAUAAAGCUAAAGUUGUAUUUCAGUGCCGGUCAAAGACCAAGGCGGAAUUGUUUGAAUUGAAGAAAAGGGUUGAAAGCUGUUGUAAUGCCGGUGCAAUGGCAACAGGUUGCUCUUCUCAAAUGAAUGAUGUUUUCACCUAUGCUGAUCUAGUGCACGUUCCUUCUCUUGAUGAAGCUUGCUAUGAAUCAAGCAAAGUAUUCUGUAGCGACGACAUAGAACUUUUAAAGCCCGACGAGGUUAUUUCAGAUAUUGUUGCUUCAUCUGACGUCGGGACUGUAUCCUACGAGGUACCAGUAAUUCAUAUGACAUAUACCAUGCCAACGAUAGCAAAAUGCCCACAACAUUCGGCUCUCUUUGCUCAAUCAGCAGGGAUAUUAGAAAAAUCAAUGCCGCCUACUUUAUUAUCAGCAAAAAUCUUAGCCCUAACAGCUUACAAGAUUUUGAGUAACGAUGAGCUUUACCUGAGCAUAAAAUCCCAGCAUGAAAACAUCAAGUAA
Messenger RNA from Priceomyces carsonii, 1221 nucleotides. RefSeq lists its product as uncharacterized. The record is from RefSeq and is a predicted model, not a curated record. The transcript has a single exon. Bases 1 to 1221 code for a protein of 406 amino acids. Gene Ontology annotation, molecular function: dipeptidase activity. Lineage: Eukaryota; Fungi; Ascomycota; Pichiomycetes; Serinales; Debaryomycetaceae.